Messenger RNA from Paraphaeosphaeria sporulosa, 1057 nucleotides. RefSeq names its product SET domain-containing protein. Gene Ontology annotation, molecular function: protein binding. Lineage: Eukaryota; Fungi; Ascomycota; Dothideomycetes; Pleosporales; Didymosphaeriaceae. The record is from RefSeq and is a predicted model, not a curated record. The transcript has a single exon. Bases 76 to 1005 code for a protein of 309 amino acids.
GCUCACCACCAGCCGUACGAUCACGAUGGCAGCCGUAUAUUCCAUAGUCGUACAGAGAAAUUCACAACUACCGAUAUGACGCCCAUCUACACCGUUUCUCCCUCUCCCGAAAAAGGUCUCGGCUGCUUCUCUACCAAACUAAUCCCGACUGGCACCCUGAUCCUCAGCGAAACACCGCUCUUCAACGUACGCGAGCCGCGCACCAAUGCCGCCGUCCUGGCCGCCUUCUUGAAUAUCACUAAAUCCGAGCAAGAGAACUACCUCACCUUAUACGCUCAGACCGCGACAACCCGAGACGCCAAGGUUAUCGACAUUUUCAACUCCAAUGCUUGGCAGACUGGAUCUCGCACGUCGAUUUGUCCCCAGGCUGCGCGGUUCAACCAUUCGUGCGUGCCGAAUGCGAGCUUUGCCUGGAACUCACGAUUGGGAAAAGUCACAGUACAUGCUGUCACGGCGAUCCCAGCGAACACGGAGAUCCUUCUGAGCUAUGAGCGACCAUAUCAGGUUGGAAGUGCGCGACGUGAGAAACUGUCCGCGUAUGGCUUCGUGUGUUCGUGCGUGGCAUGUGGCUCCGGGGCUGAAGCAAGUGACAUUCGCAGAGCACGAAUGGUUCUAUUGGACGCGCGGAUUCGAUGCCAACGGAGACAGCUGUGGAGGUCGGCUAUACCAAAAGCCGAGGUCGAGUUGGUAAGGAUAUUAAAGGAAGAAGCCAUCGUAGGCGAGGCAUUGGGGCUUGCGCAUCACGAUGCAGCGGUGGGUUGGAGGAAGUAUGGGAGGGUGGACUUGGCUGUGAGACACGCCGCCAAGGAGCUCGAGAUCUGCAUUAUUUGUUUCGGCCCGGACUCUUCGUCCGUUGAUACGACGAGAGCGUUCUUGCUAGAACUGAAGGCGCAGCUUGCAAAAGAAAGUCUCUUGGUCUCAGAGCCAGUUCUGUUAGCAGAAGGUGUUUCGCACUCGACCGGUAGGCGCCCGCCUAGGCCUAUAUGGGCAGUUUAUCGCGCCUAAACAAUCCAUCACUCUUACUUCAUUUGCGUUUGCAUCGUAAAUAUACUCGAAC